Thunnus maccoyii (southern bluefin tuna) is the source of this 3781-nucleotide messenger RNA. RefSeq names its product dihydropyrimidinase like 2b (gene dpysl2b). NCBI's taxonomy places the organism in Eukaryota, Metazoa, Chordata, Actinopteri, Scombriformes, Scombridae. Gene Ontology annotation, cellular component: cytoplasm; cytosol. The transcript has 14 exons. Gene Ontology annotation, molecular function: hydrolase activity, acting on carbon-nitrogen (but not peptide) bonds, in cyclic amides. The coding region runs from base 157 to 2103 and encodes 648 amino acids. The record is from RefSeq and is a predicted model, not a curated record.
ACAGUGCGACCACCUGCGCUUGAAUACUGGUAAAGGCGGUGGCUGUCCAGGCGUGCGGAGCUGAAGAAAAAAAACAACAAGAAUACAAGACGCGGAGACUCGGAGCAUCUGUGCAGCUACACCGCCUGAAACCUCAAACCCCCCCGCCUGCAAGGCAUGUCGACCGCCGGGGAAGUGCCAGCCUUCUUCAAGAGCAUGGGCUCUGACAGCCCUGCCAGGCCCCGGCAGAAAUUCUGUGGCGUUUUCUGCCCGGUGGAAGGCUCCUCGGACAGCAAGACCCUGGACUUUGAUGCUCUCUCGGCGUGCAGAGGCAAGAGUGACGGGCGAGUCAUUGACCGGCAGACCGACAUCUCCCAGCCGAGGAGGGUGGAGAUAAGGGAGAGCACGGGGAAAGAAGCUCUACAGAAUCUGGAUGAUAAAAGGAGCGACCGUCUCCUGAUCAAAGGAGCGAAGAUUGUGAACGAUGACCAGUCCUUCUGUGCUGACAUCUAUAUGGAGGAUGGAGUCAUCAAACAAAUUGGGGAAAACCUCAUUGUGCCCGGCGGGGUAAAAACCAUCGACGCCCACGGUCGCAUGUUGAUGCCGGGCGGCAUCGAUGUGCACACGCGUUUCCAGAUGCCUGAUCGAGGCAUGACGGCUGCUGAUGAUUUCUACCAGGGCACCAAGGCAGCGCUGGCAGGAGGCACCACGAUGAUCAUUGACCAUGUGGUACCUGAGCCAGGCUUCAGCCUCAUCUCUGCCUUCGAGCAGUGGCGUGAGUGGGCUGACAGCAAGUCCUGCUGCGACUACUCGCUGCAUAUCGACAUCACCGAGUGGCACAGAGGCAUCCAGGAGGAGAUGGAGGCGCUUGUGAAGGAUCACGGUGUCAACUCUUUCCUGGUCUAUCUGGCUUAUAAGGAUGUUUUCCAGCUUAGUGACGCUCAGGUGUACGAGGUGUUCAGUGUGAUCCGUGAUCUGGGAGCCAUCGCCCAGGUGCACGCUGAGAAUGGAGACAUUGUAGCUGAGGAGCAGCGUCGGAUCCUGGAGCAGGGGAUCACUGGCCCUGAGGGACAUGUGUUGAGCCGUCCUGAGGAGGUGGAGGCUGAGGCUGUAAACCGCUCUGUGACUGUGGCAAAUCAGACCAACUGCCCUCUGUACAUCACCAAGGUGAUGAGCAAAAGUGCUGCUGAUGUCAUUGCUCAAGCCAGGAAGAAAGGCACUGUGGUCUAUGGAGAGCCAAUCACUGCAAGCUUGGGAACAGACGGGUCACACUACUGGAGCAAGAACUGGGCCAAGGCAGCUGCCUACGUCACCUCCCCUCCCUUGAGCCCUGACCCAACCACACCGGACUAUCUCAACUCCCUGCUCUCUUGUGGUGAUCUGCAGGUGACAGGAAGUGCGCACUGUCCCUUCAACACCGCCCAGCGUGCUGUGGGCAAAGAUGACUUCAGCUUGAUUCCUGAAGGCGUCAAUGGCACCGAGGAGAGGAUGUCCAUCAUCUGGGACAAGUGUGUGGUGACGGGUAAGAUGGACGAAAACCAGUUUGUGGCUGUGACCAGUACCAAUGCUGCCAAGAUCUUCAACCUGUACCCCCGCAAGGGUCGUAUUGCUGUGGGUUCAGAUGCUGACUUGGUGCUGUGGGACCCAGACAUCACAAAGAUUAUCUCCGCCAAGAGCCACAACUCGACUGUGGAGUACAACAUCUUUGAAGGCACAGAGGUGCGUGGCGGGCCUCUGGUGGUGAUCAGCCAGGGCAAGAUUGUCUUGGAGGAAGGGACCCUCCAUACCACCGAGGGCUCAGGACGCUAUGUGGCUCGCAAACCUUUCCCUGACUACGUCUACAAGAGGAUAAAAGCUCGCAGCAGGCUGGCUGAGCUGAGGGGUGUACCCAGGGGACUGUAUGAUGGUCCAGUCUGUGAGGUGUCAGUCACCCCUAAAACCAUGACUCCCGCCUCAUCUGCGAAGACCUCACCUGCCAAGCAGCCGAACCAGCCUGUCCGUAACCUACACCAGUCUGGCUUCAGCCUAUCCGGUGCUCAGAUUGAUGACAACGUUCCCCGCCGGAACACCCAGCGCAUUGUGGCGCCACCAGGUGGCAGGGCUAACAUCACCAGCCUGGGUUAGAGCUCCACCCUUGGCUGCUGAGGAAGAAGCGAAAGUUUGAGGAAGGACGGCCAACAGGAGCUGAGGGGGUCAGGAAACCACGUUGACACCGAGGGCCCGAACCCUUCACAGCAACUGACCGAGCCAUCUGUCAGCCUCAAUCUUUCAACUCCUCCUUUGCCGCUUUUUCACGUUCCCACUCCCCUCUUUUCCCAAAACCAGAUCCUAGAGGACACAGUUAAAAACAAACAAAAAAAAAGGUCUGCCUCAUAUGAUGAAAAAAAGAGAAAAAAUGAAAACACUCCUUAUUUGAGCACUUUUACUGCAUUAUUUAGUUUUUUUUUAUACUGUACUUUCUCCCUGCCAUGUAUUCUUUUGAUGUUUGUUUUACUGUUGUUUUAAUUGAGGGGUCGAGUGAGACUAAACUGAAUUAAUACAGUAAGAAAAGAGGAUACUUUUAAUGCAGGAUGUCCAUUGUACUUUUCAUUAUUUCCUUUUAUUUCACUUUAGUUUAAAUGGAGCAUGGGUACAAAAUCAGUAUUGUUAUCUUCUCUUGCAUUUAAAUAGGCCAAACAGCAGGUUGCUUAAAAUUUGAGUCUUACAGUUUAUUCAGCUGACAAGAAUCUAAUACUUCCUUCAAGCUGUUGAUGAUCUGUGUAUUAUGUUGCAUUUCAAUCGCUUCGCUUCCCAGUGUACUGCCAUCUGUCACACACUGCUACAAUCAAUAUCUAAUUGAUUAUUCGCCAUGAAGGCGGCCUUAUGAUUUGAAAAAUUGAACAACACAGCAACCUUUUAUUUAGCAAUCUAUAUUUGACAACCCAGGGUAAUACACUCUUGCUGCACUGGCUCUCAUCUCAUGUUUUCCCACCUGUGGCUUUGCUGAGGUACAUAAGUAAGAAACCAUAUUUCAUAUUUGGCAGCUGCCUUAGAGCUUGUGGGUCGGCGGGAAAGUCCUGUGGAGCAGAGGGAGCUUUGGCAGGUAGUAAGUAAAUAGAGCUUUAUGCCUCAUCUCCGUGUGUUAGGCCAUCAUCAAGUAGGAGAAAGGGUAAUUGAAGGAAAGAUUUAGUGAGGAAAGAGAAAGUUGUACUCGCUGUCACGUCGAACUCAGCCUUUCCUUGCCUUAUUGUCGCUUACGCCGUCCUUUUAGAGAACUUUUAGAAGUGCUUGGAAGGUGCCAUUCACUAAGCAGCUACAUAUUUUCUAGUUUGUUUGCAUUCAUGUGUAUCACAAAGGUCCAAAUUUUCAAUUGAUAGCUGUUGAAGCAUCAUAACCGUCCGUCACCAACCAGUGCAUUUACGUACAGAAUGUUGCUCCUCCUCCAAAUGUGACUAUUUUAUACUCAUCAAAAUCCCUCUUUCCUUUCUACUCUUUAUGUGCCUGAACCCACAGAAGUUGUAUUGAUAGUUAGAUUAUGUUUUUGUUUUGUUAUUCUUAUUGAGGUAAGUGAAGGAUGUAAGAUAAAAAGAUGUAAAAUAGCCAGGAUUAACCGAUUCAAAGGUGCCAGAUUUUGCGCUUUCAUUGGGCCUAUUCUGCCGGUAGAGCCCCUGUAAAGACGAAAAAUGCUCGAUAUCUUGAAAUGUUCUAAUGUUUUAGAGUUUUUAACUUGUUGUCAAACUGCUUUUUAGUGUCAUUCUGUAACUAGGUGCCUAAGGGCUGAGCACUAUUGAUUUACGCUUGAAAGUAGACAUGAGCUAAUGUA